CGCCUUGGAAACGAAGGCAGCCAAUCCGUGCAGCGGGUUACGCUCCACCCUGACAACAGCGCCGGUGGCACUUCGUUGGGGUGGGUUCCGCGGCCCUGCGGGCGGCAGACUGCGAUGCUGAAGGCCAAGAUCCUUUUCGUGGGGCCAUGCGAGAGUGGAAAAACUGUUUUGGCCAACUUCCUGACAGAAUCUUCUAACAUCGCCGAAUACAACCCAACCCAAGGAGUGAGGAUCCUGGAAUUUGAGAACCCACACGUUACCAGCAGCAACAAAGGCACGGGGUGUGAAUUUGAGCUGUGGGAUUGUGGUGGCGAUCCAAAGUUCGAGUCUUGCUGGCCAGCCCUAAUGAAGGAUUCCCACGGAGUGGUGAUCAUCUUCAAUGCUGACAUCCCGAGCCACCUGAAGGAAAUCGAGAUGUGGUAUUCCUGCUUUGUCCAGCAGCAGUUCUUACAGGACACCCAGUGUCUGUUAAUCGCACACCACAAACCAGGCUCUGGAAGCGUUAAAGGAAACGUGUCUUUGGCGCCACCCUUGAACAAGCUGAAGCUGGUGCACUCACACCUUGAGGAUGACCCCGAAGAGAUCAGGAUGGAAUUCAUAAAGUAUUUAAAAAACAUAGUCAACUCAGUAUCUGAGAGCAGAGACCGGGAGGAGAUGUCAAUUAUUACCUGACCAGCCUUCAUCGGGACUUGCCCACAUCCCACAGGAAGCCAGCUGCUUUCCCAGCACAGAUUUGAAACCUUACCCAGCUGCUGAUGCUUUCUUCUCCCUGUGGCUGUAAAACAAAGUUUCCUUACCUGUCUAAAGGUACUAGUCAGCCAGGGAGUUGAGUCUUACCAUCUAUCCUCUGUCCUUAGUUCAGCUGAGAAAAGCCUAUUAUUGAAUUCUGAUUCCUUCACCCCAGACCUCUCCAAAGAGCUAGAAAACAGGUUUUGUUUCUCCCCCUUCACGUUUGUCAAGUUAUAAAAAUUGUGGAAUUGUAACUGUCAUAGCUCAAUUAUACAGCAGUGGUUGAAUCCGUGUGUAUUGGUUUGAAUGUGAUUUUCCUUACUUAAUUCACUCAACAAAUACCAAUUUGUUGAGCAUCUACUAUGUACUGUGCUGCUCUAGCUGCUGAUGGUGUACAUUAACAAAACAUAAAAACCCUUGUCCUCAUGGAGCUGCUAGAAUAUAUUAUUUUUAUAUAUGUUAAUUAUAGAAAAUACAUUAACUGUAUAUUUCUAAAUAAUAGGAAGAGUCAAAAACUUAUUAAAAAUUGUGGAUUCUUCAUUUUCUGUAAUUGGUCUACAUCCCUGCUCCCAUCCUCCUGAUAAUGAGGGGACCUGGAGCACCUAUGAUGCCAAAUGAAGGUACAGUUGAUCUUUAUUUGUGGAUUUUGUGUCUGUGAAUUUGCCUACUUGCUAAAAUUUAUUUGCAACCGCCAAAUGAAUACUCUUUGAGGUCCAUUAUCCAGCCUACCACAGCUGCCAUUCACUGAGGCAUUCAUGGAAAAGGAGAAGCAGAUUUUUGUGGGGGGGAGAUGACAAACAACUAGUCCAAGAUGACCCAGCAAAUUAGGGACAGGGACAGAACUAGAUGCUGCACCCCUGCUCUUUCCAAUGUCUCAUGGUAAGUGGGCAGAUGAGUCCACAGAGGAGCAUGGCCAAGAGAGGCACCUCUGAGGUCCAUCCUAGUAAAGCAAGAACAGUAGCAGCAGAGCAAGCAACUCCUUUGAAGCCAACUACCCAGAAAAGGGUUUGCAAGUAUGUUGCAGACUGCAACUAGCAUCUUAUUUCUUGACCAGUCAGAUGACCAAGUGGGAUUCUGAAGCUCUGUUGCAAAGAAAACUAAGACUUACUCAUUUACACAGUAACCUGAAUGUCCAUAUCUCAAAACCGUUCAGGAAAGCUCCUGGAGAUCGUGAUAUACUUUUUGUGGAAGACCGUAAGACUCAUUUAGCCAAAGGGUAGGCUAAAUUGCUACAACAAAGAGUAGAGCUGUGCUGGUAAGAGGGCAUCUAAGAGUUAAUAAAAAUGCAGUACUCCUGAUACGCAUUGAAAAGAAAA
Messenger RNA from Manis javanica (Malayan pangolin), 2045 nucleotides. It is a transcript of the gene IFT22, whose product is annotated as intraflagellar transport 22. NCBI's taxonomy places the organism in Eukaryota, Metazoa, Chordata, Mammalia, Pholidota, Manidae. The record is from RefSeq and is a predicted model, not a curated record.